GUAUCCCAAAAGAGCAAGAUGUCUAUAAGAAAAAUCUACCGAUGUCUAAAUUCUUUAAUCAAAAGAUCAUGUGCUCAAUCUCUAUGAUCAUAUGUUCCCAUUUCACAGUUUGUUUCAACGCUCAGGUUUUGAAUAAUCUCUCUUUGUUCUCUGCUUCACUGGAGAACAACCCCUUUGUUUUCAAUCGAAGAUAAUCAUUACAUCAAUAAGAAAGCUGAGAUUCUUUGAAGAAUCAAGAAUCAAGAAAAGUCAAAUAAAUCAAGAAUCAAGAAUGGUGCGGACACCAUGUUGCAAAGCUGAGUUAGGGUUAAAGAAAGGAGCUUGGACUCCCGAGGAAGAUCAGAAGCUUAUCUCCUACCUUUACCGUCACGGUGAAGGUGGCUGGCGAACUCUCCCCGAAAAAGCUGGACUCAAGAGAUGUGGCAAAAGCUGCAGACUGAGAUGGGCCAAUUAUCUAAGACCUGACAUCAAAAGAGGUGAGUUCACUGAAGACGAAGAACGUUCUAUCAUCUCCCUUCACGCCCUUCACGGAAACAAAUGGGCUGCAAUAGCUCGUGGAUUACCAGGAAGAACCGAUAACGAAAUCAAGAACCACUGGAACACUCAUAUUAAAAAACGUUUGAUCAAGAAAGGUGUUGAUCCUGUUACUCACAAGAGCAUAUCAGAAAACGUACAGGAUAUUCCGGAGAAACAAAACGUUAAUCAGGAAAUUAUAACGGGUAAUGAUGAUCUUGAUCAUAAUGAGAAGGUGAAGAAGCCGGGAUUAUCAUCGGCUAGGUUCUUGAACAGAGUAGCUAAUAGGUUCGGAAAGAGAAUCAACCAGAGUGUUCUGUCUGAGAUAAUCGGAAGUGGUGGCCCGCUUACUACUAUCACUAGUACAACAAGUGUCACGGUUGACUCCGCAUCUGAUAAGUCAACCAGCUCUUCCUUUACACCAACCUCGAAUCUUCAUUGCCACAUGACCGUUAACGGUAACGGUAACGCUACGUCGUCUCCGUCCACAUUCUCAGAGUCAUCCAUCAACGAUCAAUUAGUAUACUGUGAUUAUAAUGAUGACAUUGAUGGAUUCUCAACAUUUCUAAAUGAUGAAGAUUUCAUGAUGUUGGAAGAGUCUUGUGUUGAGAACACUGAGUUCAUGAAAGAACUUACGAGGUUUCUUGACGAGGAUGAGAGUCAUGGGGUGGACAACGUAGAAAUGAUGCCCAUCUAUGAACAUCAAGACAGUUUUGAAGAGAUUGAUAGCUAUUUUGCAUGAGUGAAUCUUAGGAUAAACCAACCCCACAUGAUCAUUUCAAUAUGAUCCUGUCAUAGAUGAUGAUGAUAAAUUAUAAUAAUGAUGAUGGUGAUAAAUAAUUUUGUAUUGUCAUAUAUGCGUGUCUUUUUAGUGUUUCUUUUGUUUUACUAUUUUGUACAUUUGCCCUCGAGUGUGUUUCGUAUGAAGUGGAUAUCAUAAAUUAAUGGGGAUGUAUUUAAACAAACAAACAAAAACUAGUGGGGAUG
Eruca vesicaria subsp. sativa (arugula) is the source of this 1500-nucleotide messenger RNA. Lineage: Eukaryota; Viridiplantae; Streptophyta; Magnoliopsida; Brassicales; Brassicaceae. The record is from the annotation of a GenBank genome assembly.